CGCUGCCGAUGCAUCAUGGCCUUCUCCGAGUUCCGGCCGCUGGACGAGAAGGUCCUCAUAGAGUACAUAAAAGCCACGCCUUCUCUCGCUUCUAAGCUCGGCAACAAGUUCGACAACUUAACCAUCAAUGAAGUUGGCGAUGGCAAUCUCAACUUCGUCUUCAUCGUCGUUGGUUCUGCUGGUUCUUUCGUCAUCAAGCAGGCUCUUCCAUAUAUCCGUUGUAUUGGGGAGUCAUGGCCAAUGACAAAGGAAAGAGCAUAUUUUGAGGCAUUGGCGCUUAAAGAGCAUGGAAGUUUGAGUCCUGAUCAUGUUCCUGAAGUGUAUCAUUUCGAUCAGACCAUGUCUUUGAUCAGCAUGCGCUAUUUGGAGCCCCCGCAUAUCAUACUGAGAAAAGGGUUGAUUGCUGGAGUUGAGUACCCCUUGCUGGCUGACCACAUGUCCGACUAUAUUGCAAAGACUCUGUUCUUUACAUCCCUCCUGUAUCACAAUACCACAGACCACAAAAAAGCUGUUGCCGAAUUUUGUGGCAAUAUGGAUUUAUGCAGGCAUACUGAGCAGGUUGUUUUUUCUGACCCUUACAAAGUAUCUCAAUAUAACCGAUGGACUUCUCCUUAUCUUGAUUCGGAUGCUGAGGCUGUGCGGGGGGAUAACGUUUUGAAGCUUGAAGUUGCUGAGUUGAAAUCCUUGUUCUCUGAGAGAGCCCAAGCCCUAGUACAUGGAGAUCUUCACACUGGUUCUGUAAUGGUGACUCAUGAUUCAACUCAAGUUAUAGAUCCAGAGUUUGCAUUUUAUGGACCAAUGGGUUUUGAUAUUGGCGCUUUUCUGGGCAACUUGAUUUUGGCUUUCUAUGCACAAGAUGGGCAUGCUAAUGACCAGAAUGAUCGAAAAGCAUACAAGGCUUGGAUUUUGAGGACAAUUGAAAACACUUGGAACCUUUUCGACAGGAAAUUCCUUGCACUAUGGGAUGCGAACAAAGAUUCUGGCGACGCAUAUCUACCUGCAAUUUAUAACAACCCUGAGCUUGUACAGUCUGUACAAAAGAAAUUUAUUAAAGAUCUGCUUCAUGAGACUCUUGGAUUUGGUGCUGCGAAAAUGAUAAGGCGAAUCCUUGGAGUUGCACAUGUUGAAGAUUUUGAGUCAAUAGCUGAUGCCAGCAAGCGGGCAGGUUGUGAGCGUCGAGCUCUUGAGUUAGCAAAGCUCCUUCUCAAGGAGAGGAAAAAAUUUCAUUACAUUAACGAAGUUAUUUCAGCCAUUCAACAACACCAGUAAAAGUAACGACUUCUGAGACGGUUCUACGAAAAAUUAGCAACAUGCUUGAAAAUUUGAAAUAGUGAUUUUUGGGAAGAAAUAUACAAAUGUUUGGUGUGGCUGCUUGUAAUUUGACUUCGUCUGGCCAUGAACAUGUUAAAUAAAAACAUGGCCUUUGUUAUAAAAGGUUUAAAGUUUGAGAGAUAACGUUUUAAGUGGUAGGUGCAAGGUAAAUGUAAAAUGCCACACAAAAACUAUAGCACAGGCAGAUAAUAAAAGGUAGAGGAAUAGAUGAUGUUACUGAUA
Pyrus x bretschneideri (Chinese white pear) is the source of this 1554-nucleotide messenger RNA. Its product is annotated as methylthioribose kinase. Gene Ontology annotation, molecular function: S-methyl-5-thioribose kinase activity. The record is from RefSeq and is a predicted model, not a curated record. NCBI's taxonomy places the organism in Eukaryota, Viridiplantae, Streptophyta, Magnoliopsida, Rosales, Rosaceae. Bases 16 to 1269 code for a protein of 417 amino acids. The transcript is spliced from 6 exons.